AUGCCCCGCACAGACGAAGCAGAGCACUGGUUCAACGCCGUCUACGAAGCCAUCCAAGAAGUACCCCUCGGCUCCGUGACCACCUACGGCCACAUCGCCGCGCUCCUCGGAUACCCCAAAAGAGCACGCCAGGUAGGCGUCUGCCUCAAACACCUCCCCUCAAACCGCACAAAUGCCGCCGACCAAGACGACGAGCACGAUGAGCGCGGUGAGAUUUAUCAUCAUUUCCACGAUGAUAAUGUGCCGUGGCAGCGGGUUGUGAAUUCCAAAGGGACGAUUUCUCACCGAGGCCCCGGGAGUGCACAGCGCCAGGCCGAUGCGCUCAGGCACGAGGGAGUAGAAGUCUCGCAGGAUGCCAUGGGGGAUUAUUACAUUGAUAUGCACCGCUAUGGAUGGUUUCCGCGUCGCUUACCCAGUGAAGAGGGGGAAACGGACAGUGAAGGUGAAGGUGAAGGUGAAGAUGGGGAGUUGUUUGUCUAG
Messenger RNA from Talaromyces rugulosus, 480 nucleotides. RefSeq lists its product as uncharacterized. Gene Ontology annotation, molecular function: catalytic activity. Gene Ontology annotation, biological process: DNA repair. Lineage: Eukaryota; Fungi; Ascomycota; Eurotiomycetes; Eurotiales; Trichocomaceae. The record is from RefSeq and is a predicted model, not a curated record. The transcript has 3 exons. Bases 1 to 480 code for a protein of 159 amino acids.